GGAAGGAAGUUGCCACCACUGUGCUAGAUGGGAGUGCUUCAGUGGCAUGUGCUUGAUUUUAAGAAAAUCAGAACUCUUCAGGUUAGCUCUAGGAGUACUCACCAUGUUUAUUUUAUGUUUACCUGAGUUUUUCAAAGUCCAUGAAGCUAACACUGUAGUUGUAUCGUGCAUGGAUUCCUGUUCAUUAAAUAGCACCACCUUUCCACUUUGUACUUUUAAUAAUUCCUGCAAAAGAUCGCUGCAACAAAAAAGAGAAAAUCAGAUUGUGUUACUGAAGACCAUUGUAAAUCAUUCAAAUUUCCAGAAUAUUCCAUGUAUUUGCCUGUCUUCUAGUAGGGAACAACAGUCAAAUACUAAGUACUCAGAGUCUGAAUCCAGCAGAGAUGUGAAUGUUGAUCAUCAUGAAUCAAGAUCAAUAGAUAAAAAAACCAAAGACUCAUCUGAAGUGAACACAGAAGAUGCUAUUUCUUUUUAUAAAUAUUUUAAUUUCACCAUGCUUCAUGCAAAUGAAGAAGUAGAGCAUAGUACCUACUACAUUCUGGAAAUCCACAUCAACAGCUCCAUAGUCAGAGGAAGAAGUGCAGCUGAAGAAUACCUAAAUCACUCGUGUCUAAUGGCUAUGAUCAAUGACCAAAACAGCUGUAUGAAUAUUUCACUGCAACUGAAGUCUUACAUGGAAUAUCCAAUGUGUAUGACGAAGAUCAUUUGGCUCAGUAUGAUUCCAGUUGUUAUUGUCUUGACUGUUUCAGUUGUCAUCUACAAAAUAGUCCAAGAGAAUGGCCAAAACUAUUGUAAGCACAGAGGAACAGCAACAUUUUCUACUGAUCAAGGGAAAAGUGGUUCCAGACUUGAUAUAAGAACCAUUUUUGCUACUAAAGUUCAUCAAUUUCCUGUGAAGGCCAACAAGCAACUGAUUCCACUUACUGCACGUAAGAUACUGCCCAUAAUUCCUGAACAAGAACUCUGUCAUCUGAGUACAUCAAGUAUUGAAGAAGGACUGCUGGCAUCCAGGAGAAGUGAAUGCAGUAUGUGGGAUAAAUACUCAGAACAUGAUUAUUUAAUGUUAAGUGACAUUGGAUGGAAAGAUUAUUUAAGAGUGUGGCUGGAGAAGGACUUGCUUGUGCCUGAAGAAACAAGAAUUAGAUCUGCAUCUUGUCUUCCACUGCAACUGGAUUUUUAAUAACAUUUCUCACAGGAAUAGUCUCAAAGCUUAAGAAAAGCACUAUCUGUUUUAGUCUUGCUUCAAUUCCUGCAAAGAAACACUUCCUCCUUCAACCAAAAAUGCAGCUGAUUACUACUUAUGUUUGUGGGUGGCUCAGUAGCUAACAACAUUGGAGUUACAGCUUGCAGGAAAUUUUGCUGGCUGGAAGUGCAUCUGGUUUCUUUGGAUGUGAAAGGAGGCCGUGAUCUACUUCUCUCAUGUGUGCUAGGGUCAUCUUCAUUAAGUCUGUAGCGCUUUGGUCUUUGGUGGCAAAGAAUAGUUUGCUCAACAAGAAAGAGCUGGCUGCAUUAAAGUACUGCACACGAACACCUAAGUACUGAGAUUGAAAAACAAUAUGAUUAUUAAAUUCAAAGAACUGACAAAGCUUUUCACAGAUGUGAUCAACUUGAUAAAAUCUGAUUGGUUUGUUUGUUUGACAAGAAGGGUAGGGUGGAGUAUCAGAAGCCUCUUGAUCAAAGAACAUCAGCUUUCUAUCACAUUCUCAGUUGGUUCCCCAAAACACGUGGAUUGCAAAUCACAAAUUCAGGAACUUGGAGUCAAGCCUGUAGUGAGGAAGGGUUCUAACCUGAGAUAAAAAUCUGCCAGAGCUCCACUGGUUGUAGUGCUCACAGCUGUCCUUCUCCAGAUCUGACUUCAGUCCUACUGUAAAAAUUACUACAGUGCCUGCCCUGGAUCUCUGAGACCAGUUGGUAACUCAAGAGCCAUGAGUUGUGUUCCUAAAGCUAACGUGUGCCAAUUCCCCUGCAUGCACAUAAGCUUUUAAAUCACUUGUGUUUUACACUUCUAAAUCUUGGCAGCCCAGGCUGUUGGGUGAGCUCUCAGUUUGGCCAAGGCACCUUCUCUGAGGUUGCACACUUUGUAGAGGAACACAUUUGAAAAUAACUCAGCUGCUGAGAUGUUUUUCAAGCAAACCACUUUUCUUUGAGUGAUGCUUUUUCUGGAUUCCACAUAGCUGAAUCUGCUUGUAGCAAACAUCAACCACAGCACAGUGUUUAUCUGUUUUUUCUGUAAUGACAUUAGCUACACAGUAAGCGCAACAGAAGCUGCAAGGAGCAGGAAAUAAGUAGUCUUCGUUUUGUUCGUUAAGAUUUCAGAAAGAAAUAAAUCUCAUUUUUAACAAACAACAUUGCAUUCUGUGUCCAUCAUUUUUAAGGUGUGAAAUAUGAGAGGACUUUUCGUAGCCUCCUAAGUCUUAUUACCCUUGAGAGCUCUGAAAUGAAGGUUUGAUAAGAUUCAUUUUUUAAUCCAUCUAUUUUACUGCUUUUAAAUCUUCCUGGGAAGGACAUCAUUUAAAAUGUUGUGGGGACAGGAGAAGAUGUCUCUGUUAGCUAUGUUAAACUUUGUCCCCAACAUGCUCUACUCCUCAUGACAACGUACUAAAUCAAAGUAAGUAAAAUAUGGGUGAUUUCUUUCUGAAUGCUUAACAAAAUGAAGUCUGGCAGUGUGGUGGUUACCAAUGGACAGGAAGUAAUUGGGACUAUGCAUAUCUCUAAGCAUACACAUACCAACAGGCACAGAAGAAAAUAUUCAGCUGAUAGAACUCUCAACAACUUCUGCAUCCAUAUACCUUUGACAAAAGAGAAUCUUUUCAGUCUAGGUAACUUGAAUAUCUCUGUAUGUUUUCAAGAAAACUAUUAUUAUUACAUUUAGUGCUGAAGUUAAGAAUCCUUCUCUAUUUCUGCCGUCUUUCAUUAAACCACCAAUAGCAACUGUCCUGAAAAAAAUGAAUGAGUGAAGUUUCUCAGGUGCUGUGAGACAGUUCUCUGUUUAUAUGUGACAGUUGUAGAUGUAUUUCCUAACUGCUGUCAAAUGGUGACAUAAGAAUUACUGCAGAGUUCAAGGCUGUUGUUUAUUUGGUUAGAAAGCACGAGCAUUUUAUUCAGGGCAAACGUUUGAAUUAGUAGGCUUUUCAGGGACAGGAUGCUAGAAUAAAGCCCUGGAGACCCAACUUCUUUUUCAGUUUCUUCUGGUGAGUCUUCGUUACUAAUUGCACUGUGACAAGAAAUGUUUGCUCCCAGCUAAAACUAGGAGAUUGUGUUGUUUUUUUAACUUAUGAAGCACUACUUGCAUCAACUUGUACUCUUAAUGAACCCUACUGGCAUCAGCUAUUAUUUUUAGCAGUUCUAAAAUGCUAUGAUGUUUAAGAUGUUUAUCUGGGUCUGUUGCUUUUUUUUUUUUAAAUCUGAGGUGUCAGCAAUGAAUAUUCUUUUCUGUGAUAAAGGAAAAGAUAGAAACAAGAAGGUGCAAUCCAGGAGAGCAGAUCAGAAGGAGACAAGACUAAACUGAUAUAUUAAAGCUAGACUUCCUUUACUUAAAAAAUUCAGCAUGACAAACCAUAAGGAAUCUAACAUUUCUGAAUGCACCUGAUUCAAUGACAGUUCCCUAAAACAACGUAGGGAAAAGAAUUAUUGCAGUAAGAAUUAAAAGUGAACAAAUAAGAGUCAAUUCACUGUGCUCAUUAAAAAAGCCCUAUAUAUGGUGACCAGCCUAUCUAGAGGUAUUAGAACAUUCAGCAAGGUGGUUUUGUUGAUGGUUGGCCUGGAAUCACUGUUAUGCAGGGAAGGCUUUAGCUACACUUGUUCUUUGAGGCUGAAGCAAGCAUCCAUCCCUUGGUAGUGGUCUGUCCUCCCCAAAGCAGACUGCUUCAGGGCUCACUGGCCUCUCCAGUGCCACAGUCACACUUCCACCUUGCACUGAUGAGAGCAGAGUAACAACCUCAUGUGUAUGGUUUGAAAAGUAUUGUGAGCCCACUCACAAUUUUUGUCCUCUGCCUUUUUAAAGGGAAGCAGUGUUGUAUUCUCUGUCUCAAAAGGAGCAUUAAAGGAUUUCACAGCUGACUAAGGACAGAACAGUGUUCUGCCUUAUUAGGGGAAAUUAGAGAGAGAUGCUGAACUGACAGUUCUUGUUUGAAGUGCUGUCAUUUUAUGAGGGAAGGGGAAGAGAAAAGGAAGGAGGGAGGGAGAGAAAGAGGGAAGGAAGGAGUGAGGGAGGGAGAGAAGGAAGAGAAGAAAGUAGAGAGGAAGAAAGGAGGAAAAGGAAAGAAAGAAAGAACAGGAAAAACAGGAAGAAAAUGGAGGGAAGAAGGGAGAAAGAGAAAACUGUCUUUCAGUCAACUGUCGUGGACAUUUAUUAUUAUUUUUUAAGUGUCCAGGGUCAUGCUCUGGGCUGUCUUUAGAUCAGGUUCACACAAUUUGGUCAUUGUUACCCUAAGCACUUUAUUUACUGCAUCCGUCUCUUUGACAGUUAGUGCCCCAAAGGACAAGAUGAAAUAAUCUUACUGUCCUGCCUCCCAUUAAUUCUCUUAGUAAAAGUGGUUGAUGUGUCAAAGGCUGCAUAAUAGCUAAUGAAAGUUCCGCAUCAGCAAUUGCCAACAAUUUUAGUGUGCUUCCUUUUGCCAUCAGCACUUUCAUCUCUCUUUAUAGAAAGCUUUCAGAUCUUUGAAUACGUAAAGUGCUUCACAUCUCUGUAUUUCUGAGUGACAGAUAGCUGUGUAGUUAAGCAAGAGAAGUUGGUCUCCCAGUGAAUGUAUAAUUUAAGGCACAAUCUUAUCUUCAGGUGAAAUGAAUUAUAAAAUUGGAACAUAAGGUAGAUGACAGGUAACUGACAGGGAGGAUGCACAGGGGUGGAACAUAUAUGGCUAGAAAGAUGAAAAGCACAUUUACAGAAAAUAAAAGAAGUUGAUGUAUCCUUUUCAUCUCAGCAGUCCGAAAGCAUGUGGACAUGUCACCUCCCAUGCAGCGCAAGAGAUCAGCAAGUAAGCUCACAUGAGACAAUUUGAUUCCUACCCAGCUACAUUCAGAUUGGCAUCACUGCCGUCAUUUCCUAAGGAUAUCUCCUUUCCUAGCAAUGUAGAAAUUCAGCUGUACAGAGUCCAGUUUAAUACCACACUAACAUCUAAUCUGCUGGUCUAUUUAGGACAUUACCUGCGCUUGGGCCCAGGCCCCUUCUGCCUUCCCAAAGAGAUAUUCAUAUAUCUUCAUUGCAGAAUUUGUAGCACAGAUAGGAUAACUAAAAAUAGUUUUGCUUUUCGGGGCCCUGGGCAGCCUGAUCUGGUGGGUGGCAGCCCUGCCCAUGGCAGAGAUUUGUAAGUGGAUAGUUUUUAACUAUCCCUUCCAGUCCAAAACAUUCUAUGAUUCCUUGAUUUUCCUUAUAUGAUUGUGACUUCACAUAAAUGUUCUCAGAUCUAAAAGAGCCCCUUGUUGUAUGUUUUCAAGCAAGACACCCACACAAACAACAGAAGACACUAAUUAUGCAGUGGAAACAGUGAAACUAUUCAAAACAUUCUAGUAGAGGAAGCACAGAGCAAGUGUGCUUGGAAGCAAGAGUGAGAUUAGUUAGGCUCUUUUUGAAAACUGUAUUUGUAAAGAACAAUGGGUGUGAUUUCAAAUUGAUGAGAUCCUUCUAGAUUUUUUGAAAAGCAUCAUUUGAGUGCUCAGAAGUGCUAAGUGUCUGCUGAUGAGAGCCAUAAUAAAAUUGGAUGUGAUGAUGCUGAGUUCAGCCACAUCUGGAUUUUCCAGUUGGCCAUUCUUGGAACAUGAAAUUUUAUUUAUGUAUUAUGCUUUCAUGAAUUCCCAUAGAUAGCAAUGAAAAAAGAAUUAUGCCCAUAUGCAGUUCUAAAUUCAUUUGAGGACUACGUAAAGUUACUUGAUCUGAAAUUAAAUUAUUAUUUUUUUAAGUAUCACAAAAGAUAAUUCUCCUACUGUUUCUGCUCUUUUAAUAGAUUCAAAUCUUUAUUACUCAUUUAAAUUAAAACUCCUUUUAGAAAGAAAAAGCUCACAGAAUCAGACUGCUGAGCGCAUUCCAGGGUACUUGGCAUGAUUAUUGGUCUCAGCUUAAAGUGCACACUGUUUCCAAGACAGACAUUUGAAAGUUUUUUGAAGGGAAGCAGUCCUGCAUGCUUGCAGAACUGGACACUGUAACAGGCACUGUACAGUCUGCUUGAAACCUCUGUUCCAUUAGAUGGCAUCAAUUUUUGAUGCAUUGUAUCCUGCCUACACAUUUGCUAGAUUGCUUCAGCAGCUGCUGCCUCCAGUAUGAUUUCACAGCCAAAGAAACACUUCUUAUCCUAGUUCUCACAGCAUAAAGGAAAAGAGAGACAGAUGUUAUUCAGCCCUCAGCUACAUGAACUAUCAGAAUGGGUGACAAGCUGCAUUUGCUUUUUCACUCAGUGGAGAGUAAGUACUAAAGAAAUGCAGCGCAUUUUUUCCCAAGCACUUUUUAGUUUCCUGAAAACUAAAACUGAGCUUGAGUUGGAUCUGGGCAUUUUCACAUCUUGUCUCUGCAUCACAUGCGUCUUCAGGAGCUGCAGUCCAGCUUUCAAAAGACUCACUGAUGAUUACUAUACAUAUACAAAUAUACUACGUGAAAUGAAAUUGGGCACAGGUCUGCAAGUUUUCAUAAGGAUAAUUUAACUUCUGGCUGAGAAGCACUAAGUCAGAAUUACUUAAUUAACUUCUGAACACUCUGCAGCAGGUGGAUCAGUUCACAAAGAGACAUCCAGGAGUUGGCACUGAGAGUCUGUGGUAUUUAGGCAGUUAUUACACAGAACACUCCUCAUCUUGCUGCCAGGAGAGGAGAUGAAAUAACUGAACAAGUUCCACUCUCAAGGAGAUGAUCAUCACCUACCUUUAAAAGAGAGUUCCAUAAUGAACUGUAUGAAGACUGCAGAAGCCCAAUUUGAAGUACUUUACAACUUACUGGCUCACUGAGCUGGGUGUAUGUGGCCAGUGCUCUCCCAUGCAGCUUCUCUCUGCCUACUGGAUGCUUUUAGACAGCCCCAUGCUGCCAACGAUCCCUGAAAAUGAGGGCCUGUGGUUCUUUCUGGAGUUCCUCUACCCAAGGACCAGGUACCUGAACCAUCAUUCUACUGAUAGGUGUCUUUUGUAGCUCUUUACCUCCAAUCUGGUGUAUAUCCUCUGUGUAAAUAACUGCUUAGUUAGACUUUUUCUUUUUUUUUCCUUUCUUUUCCUUUUGUAAUAGAGGAAAAUUAAUUACUGUAAAUGUGAAAGAAAUGUAGCAUUGUGAAGGCCACUGCAUUGACAUUUAAGAAAAUACUGCUUUUUAACCUCCUCUUAUUUCUGAUAUUAAUGUUUUUUUUCAUUUCAGGUGGUACCAUAUGAAAUACAAUUUCUAUUGCAUGAAAGAAAGAAACAAUACACCACAGAAGACAGCAUCUCUAUUUCCAGUUUGGGAACUCUGUUAUCCAUCUUUUUAGGAGAAUGCCAGCUGUGCAGUUUAGUUGAGAAACUUCAUUUUAUCUAGCAGAACUACUUGGUAUUAAGAAAAUAUGAAUAAUGGACGAACACACUUUGCUUUAGAAUCAACUUCAGUAGUAAAUUAUGGAUUCCCAUCUAUUUUCUGUUUGUUCAAGAUUUAUGCUUAAUCAUAAGGUCCUGAAAUAAUCCAUGCAAUAAUUUAUUUUUCUAAGUGGGAGGAAAUUUAUAUUCUCCAUAGAAUGAAAUACUGAUAAAAGAUAGAAAUCAACCUAAGUUUUCAUGAAAUGAGUAUAGUUUUCAGCUUUUUUAAAUCUCUAGGUGACUGAGAUGCAUAAGAAAAAUCAUUUUUGGCUGUUGAGGAAGAUGGCCAACAGAAUACAGAAGGAGAGAGUUCUGCAGUACAUUUUAAUUUCUGCAGCAAACUAGGAAGACUUUCAUAAAUUCUGCAACAUCUCAGGGGAUAAAGAAAAAAAGCGUGGAAAAUUUGUACGUUUGGCUUAAAUCCACUAAAUCAUUAUUACUGUUUUAUUUUAUAAGCCAUUAAGAUGCCAAAUGGGUUUUGUACUUUUUGAAAAAUUGCAUUUCUAUUUUUUGGAUUAGCUUAGGUCAUUAGCAUUCAAACUCAUUAUCUCCUGGAACUUUUCCUUACUUUCCAUUUAUUACUGCUCCUCUGAGCAUAAUGGAGCUGUUUGGGCUGAGCAGGGUCCCAAAGUCAUUCGGCUCUAACACGUUAUUUGUGCGUAUAAUCUAACCAUAAAUUAGUAGGCAGAGACAGAAAUUGCAGAGCUAGGGCUUCAGACUCCCUUGUGCUAAAUCCAUCAGGAUGAACAGAUUGUAAACUGCCCGCUGCAAAUAUGAUAUGCAGCAAUUUAGCGUCACGUUAAUACUUCAUAACCUCCAUCCCUUACAUUUAUAUAGCUUUUCCCUCCUGAAGCUUUCUGAAAUUGCUUCUCCAGCCACUGCACUGCAUGAUGCAGUUCAGAUUUAAUAGGAAUAGUUGUGAACAUUAGCUUCAGAAUAAUUUGAGCCCAUAUGGGUUUUUUUAAGUUUAGUUGUGCAAAACUGUAGCAUUUGUUUCUGUUGUUUGUUACCAUCUUGUAAAAAAAAGUCAAAGAAAAAUACUGACUUUGUUGAUGUAGGGGCUUUUCAGUUUCAUUGCUUAUCUAUGCUAAUAACUUAAAGCUUUUCAGAAAUUGAUUUUUUAAUGCGGUCUAUAAAAUAAACCUCCUUUUUUUCCCCCCCUUUCUGUGGAACCGCUACUUCCAGAUGGAAGGGAAAUACCUAUCGAAAGUCACUGUAGAAUUGCUAAGGCUAUUUGAGUCAGUUUUUGAAUGCUUCAGAUGAUGGCACUAUCUAUCACUCUUCCCCUUCAGUAAUCCUGGGAUUUUGGUGGUAGAGAUAGCCCUGCUCCUUGUGACCUCAAUUUAAUUUCCUUUCUCCUGUAAUUUAUUUCUUCUCUCUCUUGUUGUUGUUGUUGUUGCCUAUAGCCUCCUCCUUUUUUUCUCCUUGGAGGGAGGAAUUGUGACUUUAUUACCCACAGUUAUCCAACAGCUUUCUAAGUGUUUUACUACUUUGAAAGUUUGCAUCUCCUGAGUUACCACUGUGAGACACCAAGAACAAGAAAAAGCUUUUAAUCUCUCUCUUGAGUAGAGCUUACCUUGUUUUGCAGGUAGGAUCCAAACUGUAGGAAAGCAGAGGCUCUUCUCUCAGUCUCUCACAGGACACAUGCCCCAGGCACAUUGGCUCUCUCUUGAUCUCACCCCAGUUUACUGAUGCUUCACUUCCAAACCAGAAGCAAUCAUGUAGGAGCGGGCUCACGAGUGCCAAGGUGGAUUAUCAGCUCACUUGAGCUGCUGGCAGUGCUCUCUCUAAUACAGCUGAGGAGACCAUUGGCCAACCCAACUUGCUGUCUUCCAAGGCUUCUUGGUCUCUGUUGGAGAGCUGCUUCCCCGUCAGUCUGUCUGCUGGAGUGGAGACAGUUCUUCCAUGUCACCCACAAAGAAGCAUGAUUCAAGGGUGCGUGUAUACAAGCUCCCUUGAUUUCCUCUCCUGGAUACGAAGGUCAUGCUGUUAAAAGUUGCCUUUUCAUGAGGGUCUUCCUGCUCAUUACUCUUUUUCACUUCUGUAUUUGAAAAGAAAAAGCUUUUCUAGGUUUUGAGAGUGUUGUGAGAAUGAAUGUUUUUGCCAUGGAGGCCCAUCUGUGUACGGCAUGAAAACAACCAGGAGCAGCUCUGUAGCCAGACUCAUUCCUGAACCUUGAGGAAGCAUCUCAUUUAUUCAGGGCAACCUGGUUCCUGCUGGUGAUGGAGCUGGCACAGGCAUAGUGCAGGCUGCUGGGUAGGGGCAAGGUUAAGGUGUCCCCCUGAAGGAAUCACUCCUUUGACUGUUUCCUGAACCUGUUCAAUUCCACUGAAGGAAGAAGGAGGGGGCUAAAAAGCAACUGAUUUGCUCAGUCAUCUUAACCCCGUCUUCAUCCUGAGUUUUUUGGAAACUGAACAUGUGAAGAGAAGAAGGAUGUCUUGGUGCAGCCUCUCAGGCACAAGGUGAGGGUUAGGAGGAAGAACCUCAGAAGCUGGUGGGGGAAGUAGGUGUGGAGGUGAGGUGGAGCAGAAUGAACAAAAAUGACAGAAAGGCAGAGCUGAUGGCAUACAGGAAUGUGUGAAAUAGUCAUGGGUGAGAGGGAGAACUGAUGAGGGGACUGAAGGAAAGAUGCUCUGUCACCUUAAGAAUAAGAAUAGUAAAGGCUGCUGAUACAGUGAGAUAAGCCAGGGCAGUAAGAAUAACAGUUUUACAAGUCUAGUGAAUGGCUUGAGAGUCAUUUAAAGGUGUGUAAAAGUUGUUUGAUUUACCCAGCAUUCUGGCUUUCAUUUAAGUGACACUGUCUGACUCCAGAUCUGGCACCUUUUGUUGAAUGCCUUUCAGCUUCACCCCUUUAGCACAGAAGAGGAAUAGCUUACAUUUGUUUGAGUAAUGCCUUCACCCCUUCCUCUUUGCAGCAGCAGCAAAUUCAGUUCACUAAGAAUUACAAUGAGGCCUUGCUGCAGACUUUUUAGACUCUUUUGCCCAUUAUUGUACUAUUAAAGAAGAAAUAUUCUUUCACUCAUUUGAAAGGCAAAAUGAAUAGCUGGUGCUCUUUCUUGAGUCUAUUAGAGCAUCUAUCCAAAAGACAGUAAAGAGAAGCUGUGAAAAGGAGAUCAAAGUGGGUAGGCUAUUAAGUUCUUAGCAGAUCUGUGCUCAGAGACUUUUGGGGUACAGGUGAUAAAGGGAGAAUGAGCACUGCAGAUCUAGCACAAUCAAAUUAACUGUCUUCUUUCCUUUCAGCUUCACUGCCUUUAAUGUUCUUGUCUUUGCCUUACUUCCUUCGACUCCACACAGAUUUUUCCUUUACUUCAGAAGUGCUGUUAUUCCAGUUCUGCUGGAACUAAUCAGAUGUCAUCUCCUGUUUAUUUUGAACAAUGCUGAAGAAUUCUUUGAAAGACUCUUUUCUCUAGUACAACCUUGAAAAUUAUCUCUGUUUUCAGACAGUAUGCCCUUUUUUGCCUUUAAAAAAUAUCUUUCCUCUUCCAUCUGUUUAAUACAGGUCAAUUUUUGAGAUUUUAUUGUCUUUUUUUUUUUUUUUUUUUUUUUAAUGCAAAACAGCACACCAUCAGCAAUACAAUUCUAUAAGCACAGCAUUGUGAGUGCUGAGGUUGGUAUCUGAGCAUAGAAAACGUACAGGCUGCACAAUAAAGCAGCUGUUCAUAUUUUCAUAUUCUCAGCAACAAAGGUUGACCUGAAACAGAAAAAAAUGCAUCAAGUCCAGAGGGCUUUCCAGUCAGACUAUGAAACUCAAAGUAGGUCAGACUGGCUGAGGGUGUCACUUUAAGCCUUGCUCUCAGAUGGUUUUUAAAAGAACUCAGGAAAGUAGUUUUCCACUCUUUACAUUCUUUUGAGACUAACAGAAAGGACAGGGCUGUCAUUUGAGAUAGAAGCAGAAUGUCUCGAAGAUAAUCCUAUGAGCAGGGUGACUGCUUGUGUGCUGAAAACCACUUCUCUGAUUCUAAAAAAAAAAGGGGGGGGGAGGGGUGAAAAUCUGUAUUUGUCACUCAAAAUAUUGUGGGGUUUCAGACUCAUUCAGAUCACUGUGAAUUCUGACCAGUGGGUGACACUGGAGACAUUAAAAAGAUGUCAAGUUGUAAUAAGUGUAAUUUUGUAUAUAAAGGUAUAUUUUAGAGAAUGAUAUUAAGGGCUUCAGUGGCUGAUCUAAACAACGUGAAAGAAGUAGAAGAGACAGUUCUUUGGUGUGGCUGUCUGAAGCAAUGGAUGCUGGAGCGUAGGAACAAAUCACAGGGAAGAGAUGUUUACACAUGAACAGACUACACCCAGUAGUUCAACAAAUGCCAGAGCACACUCACUGUUCCGACUAGGAAAAAGGUGAAAGAAGGAAGAAUUUCCCAUGAAAGUUUAUGGCAACAUCUGUCUUUGUCAGGCUCUCAAUAAAAUCCCCUCAGUCAACCCAAAGGUACAUCACAAAAUCAGAAAUACUUCACUCAGAACACUUCUCAUCAUGUUAUUCUUUAUAACACUUUUUGGUACGCUGUCCCAGUUCUGUGUCUCAAAUGAUUUGACUGACGGAAAUAUACAAGCCAAUGUAAAUAAAAUAUUCUGGUUACAUAUAUGUAGUGCUUUCUAAUAAAAAAGUAUUUGCCUAAAAUUGA
Messenger RNA from Tympanuchus pallidicinctus (lesser prairie-chicken), 12134 nucleotides. It is a transcript of the gene TMEM156, whose product is annotated as transmembrane protein 156. The coding region runs from base 47 to 1180 and encodes 377 amino acids. The record is from RefSeq and is a predicted model, not a curated record. NCBI's taxonomy places the organism in Eukaryota, Metazoa, Chordata, Aves, Galliformes, Phasianidae. The transcript has 7 exons.